CGAUUUUGGUAAAACAUAAACCUGCAUCAAAAUGGAGACCGAGAAAAGUAAAAUGAUCAUUGAAUACAUUUUGUUUUGUCUCAACGUCAUUACUUGGCUUAUUUGUGUCAUCUUGAUUGGAAUAUGCUUUUGGGUACGAUUUGAUCCAGAAAUCACAGACUGGAUUGAGAAACUGGAAGUGAAACAAUUUUAUACUGGAUUAUAUAUCCUCAUUGUGUGCGCGUUGGCCCACAUCGCUUCUGGUGUCAUAAGCUGUAUGGGAACUUUCUCAGAGAACAAGAGAUUACUUGCUGUGAAUAUAGUUGCUCAGAUUCUGCUUUUCAUUCUCUGCCUGGCUGGUGCCGCUGUCUUAAUGGAAAAUAGUUCUUUCAAAUCUUCAAUCCAUCACGCAAUAAAAAAUAUUAUGGUUGGAUUAAUCCAGUUGUAUCCAUCCUACGAGCCAGCCAAUAAAAUAUUAGCCACUAUACAGGAGAGUGUCGGUUGCUGCGGUGGCGAAGGGUAUAACGAUUACAUCAGACUCCACAGGGCUCUCCCUUCGGAAUGCCGUGACUCAGUGACUGGGCACACACACUAUUACAGCUGCGCCGAUUCCAUCUCUUGGAUCCUGGAGGGACGGUCCAGCUGGAUCACUGGUUUGGCCAUCCUCCUCUGCGCCAAGAAGAUGCUCAACGCUGUCCUCUCGACUGUUCUCAUCCACCUCAUCAAUCUGAGCCAGGACCAAUAAAGAUUUGCUGGGAUGCGUUUCAGAAAAUCCACGUAAAAAAUAGGUCUCAUUUCCUCACUCUUAACAUGCCCCACUGCAUGUUGUUAUUGUUUUUGUAAAAUGUAUACCUGAGUUAAUAAAUUAUAUACGAGAGAGAAUUAAUUGGCAUAAUUCAUAAAAUAAUUUUGGUUUACCGAAAAUACUCAAUUAAAUGAUUUCAUUCUCUUGUUUCACAAAUCAAAGAUCAUUUCUUAAAAAUCGAUAUGAAUAAAUUCAGUUAUCAUUACCUUGUAAAAGAUGUUUCUUCCCAAAAUAAUAAAGAAAAAGGAUAAUUAUUCAGAUAACAGUUACUUAAAAUUUAAUAAAUGCUUUGGGAAGACUUCUAUCACGUAAGAAAUAAAAGACAAUUUGUAUUGUUGCUUAUUAAUAUUAAGAAUUUUGUAUUGUUACCAAUUAAUAUUAUGGAUAUAAGAA
Nezara viridula (southern green stink bug) is the source of this 1177-nucleotide messenger RNA. The record is from the annotation of a GenBank genome assembly. Lineage: Eukaryota; Metazoa; Arthropoda; Insecta; Hemiptera; Pentatomidae.